AUGAAUCAGGACGGCAUUAAAAACCCCAAUGAUGAGACUAUGGAAAGCAGGCCAACAGCCAAUUUGGAAACGAUUCGCGAAUUGCUGCAAUCUCAAACGAGCGAAGCAGCAGACCUAAAACUUAAUGAAGAUGGCCGAGAGUUAUUGUUUACGGGCGAAUUGAAGGCGUCUUCCACAGACGCCUCAAAAAUUACCGUAUUACUUUUCGACCAUGCCAUACUAUUCGCCAAUAUCAGCUGGAACCAAAGCAGCAACAAGAUUGAAGUUUACCGCCGGCCUAUCCCUCUUGAACUUCUAUUUCUAUCUAAGACGCAGCAGGAAGAUACGCACACAUCUCGCCUUAGACGAUUCUCGUUUCUCAGGUUUAUGAAGGCUAGCAGCGCGAAUACCGUGAGCAAAGAGGCGUGGCCAAUAACCUUUUGUCAUUUGGGGAAAACAGGUUUUGAAUUGACUCUGUAUGCACCCGGUGAGGCAGAUCAAGAGAAAUUGAUGGAUAUUAUCGGCACCGCUCACGAGCGUCUGCGAGUUCAUCCCGAAAUCUCCAAUCCCAGCAUAAUCUUCACCAAUUUCUUCGGGGACUCUAGAAAGAUUAACUGUGCUGUACCAUUUGACCAUGGGCGGAAAAUACUGUUUGGCACAGACAACGGCCUUUAUCUCUCUAACCGUGAGAAACACGACGCGGUCCCCGAAAAAGUGCAUGACGUUCAAAAGAUUACUCAGAUCGAUAUUUUGGAAGAGUAUAAUCUUCUACUGAUAUUGUCGAAUAAUAUUUUACAAUCUUAUCCUCUAGUGAAACUGGAUUUCAAUGAUUUCUCGAUUGGACAAAAUUCGAAGACACUUCAGAAAAAGUGUACCUUUUUUAAGGCUGGAGUUUGCAUAGGAAAGUACAUGGUAGCAUGUGUCAAAUCAGGCUCAUUAUCAACUACGAUCAAGGUAUUUGAAGCAAGUCAUACGAAACCCAGUGGUGAAUCCAUGGAUGGCGGCUACAAUGACCUUGAGUUGUCCCGAGAGUUCUACAUCCCCAAAGAAACAUUUUCAGUGCACUUCUUGAAAUCGAAAAUUUGCGUCGCGAGCCGUCAAGGGUUCGAAGUUAUCUCAUUAGAAACACUUGAAACCCAAAUGCUUCUUGACGAGGCAGAUGCCUCCAUCGAGUUCGCUCUCAAGAACGGCCCUAGGCCUAUUCAUAUACAGCGAAUAGACGAAGAAUUCCUUCUUAAUUACACCGAAUUCUCGUUUUUCGUCGACCGCAACGGUAAGCGAUCUCGACCGGAGUUACGAUUAGACUGGAAUGGAUCACCCCAAAGCUUUGCUCUCAGCUAUCCUUGGAUUUUUGCAUUCGAGCCGAAGUUCAUUGAGCUGAGAAAUCUUGAGACCGGGGCGAUUCAUGUCAUGCCCUACAAAAAUAUCCGUAUGCUUCACUGCAGCUCUCACGAGGUAUGCAAAACUUCAUUCUGA
Molecule: messenger RNA, 1455 nt
Organism: Trichoderma aggressivum f. europaeum
Lineage: Eukaryota; Fungi; Ascomycota; Sordariomycetes; Hypocreales; Hypocreaceae
Exons: 2
Coding region: 1-1455 (484 amino acids)
Source: RefSeq, a predicted model, not a curated record